Messenger RNA from Caenorhabditis sp. 36 PRJEB53466, 538 nucleotides. NCBI's taxonomy places the organism in Eukaryota, Metazoa, Nematoda, Chromadorea, Rhabditida, Rhabditidae. The record is from the annotation of a GenBank genome assembly.
AUGGGAAGAACACAAAACGAGAGAAUGAUGUCAGAACGGAGGAGAAGGAAAGGAAAAGGAAAAGGAAGGAGUACGGUAGAUCAGACAACUAACUGGACGGGAUGGAAGUUUCCGGCGGGGAAUCGGUAAUUAGUUGACAAGGCUUACUUGUUUUUAACAGACUUUUAGAUGCGACUCACAUUCUUCGUAUUUAAGUAGGGAAACGGCGAAUGAAAGAGCCAAUCUGUGCUUAGCCUCUUUUUUCAAUUUAGCAAAAAAAGCCGCCUACGUAAGCCGUCAACGCCUGAUUGAUGAAGAGAUGGAUGGAAAUGCGCUUGAUCAAUCAAAAAAAAGUGAGCAGACUUUGAAGCAUCGAAAGAGAAUACUAUGCUCUACAACUUUGUCGUUGACGGGUUUUUACGGAAAAGUGUGCGCGCUGAGAUAUUUCGUUUGGAGAAUGUGUAAUACAGAUAUUUUUACAUGGUUGUAGAGCAUAAAAGUGUCUUUCGAUUUGUUUUUUUGGCAUUUGAAAAAUCUCGAAAAUUGAGCGAGAAAGUGA